Molecule: messenger RNA, 771 nt
Organism: Melopsittacus undulatus (budgerigar)
Lineage: Eukaryota; Metazoa; Chordata; Aves; Psittaciformes; Psittaculidae
Gene: NXPH3
Product: neurexophilin 3
Exons: 2
Coding region: 1-771 (256 amino acids)
Molecular function (GO): signaling receptor binding
Source: RefSeq, a predicted model, not a curated record
AUGCAUCUCCCGCGGAGCUGCAUCGCCCUCCUCAUCCAGGGGAGCGCCUCGCUGCUGGUGAUCUGUGGCCAGGAGCCAGGGAACGGCGCAGAGAGACGUGAACCCAACCCCCGGGAGGGAGCUCGGGGGCUGCUCCCCCCCAGCUCCCCGGUACCUGCAGCCCUGCUGCAGAACGGGACCCUCCUGGCGCUGGGGAGCAGCUCACGGCAGCUCUGGCACAUCCUGGACGGUGCCUCCGUGCGGGACCAGGCUCCACAGCCCCGGGGCCAGCGGGACCUGGCGCCGGCAUCGGGCAAGCUGAGGAAGCUGUUUGGCUGGGGUGACUUCUAUUCCAACAUCAAGACGGUGAAGCUGAACCUCCUCAUCACCGGCAAGGUCGUGGACCACGGCAACGGCUCCGUCAACGUCUUCUUCCAGCACAACUCCACCGGGCAGGGGAACAUCUCCGUCAGCCUCGUGCCCCCCACCAAGGCCGUGGAGUUUGACCUGGAGCAGCAAAUCUUCAUCGAGGCCAAAGAGUCCAAAGUGUUCAACUGCCGCGUGGAGUACGAGAAGGUCGAGCGCGCCAAGAAGACCACGCUCUGCACCUACGACCCAUCCAAGACCUGCUACCACGAGCACACCCAGAGCCACGUCUCCUGGGUCUGCUCGAAGCCCUUCAAAGUCAUCUGCGUCUACAUCACUUUCUACAGCACAGACUACAGGCUGGUGCAGAAAGUGUGUCCUGACUACAACUACCACAGCGACGCUCCCUACUAUCCCUCGGGAUGA